Effrenium voratum is the source of this 1095-nucleotide messenger RNA. NCBI's taxonomy places the organism in Eukaryota, Dinophyceae, Suessiales, Symbiodiniaceae. The record is from the annotation of a GenBank genome assembly.
AUGGAAGCCACAGGUGCCGUGCGGGUCGGCAUGGGCAACCUGUGGCGGCCCUGUCCGGCUGGAGUCCAGUCGCCCGCCUCUGCACAGGGCUCCCUUGGCUCCCUGGGUGGCUCCCUGAGCGCCACAGCGCGCAUGCCUUUCGGCUUGCCGCCGCAGGCGCCCUCGAUGUCCUGGGAGACAGGUGUGAGCCCUCGUUUUUCGGCCUUCCCACACGUGAGGGAGCGCAGCGCUUCACCCACACCGCAGGUGGUCGCAUGGGCGGCGCCUUUGCAGUGGGUUCAGCCCAUCCCUUUGGUGCAGCCCAGUCGGAUGCUGAGCGAGCCCGUGUCGUCCCCACGAGCACCUCUUCUCCGACCACAGGUACGAUACUCACCCGCGACGUCAUCCCAGGCGAGCCGCAGCCAUGAGCCGCGGCAGCAGGCGGCGAAGCGCCUGGCUGGGGCGCUGAAGCUCUUGGCGCUGCGGCAGACGGCCUGUGGCUUUGCACGGUGGCGAAGUGCGCAGGAGUUGACACUCCAGCGGGGCGCUGCGCUGCUGGCGCGCCUGGAUUGCUACGACCGUUUGGUCCACCGCCGCGGCCGUGUGGGCAACAUCCUGUCCACAGCUCUGGCCGCAGAGGCGCGCAAAGCAGCCCGGGACAGCAGGUGCCUGGCGCUGCUGCUCGGGCUGCGGCACUUGCAGGGCAUGGCCCUGAGACGAAGGGACAAGGACUUGUCCUUCGCUUUUCAGCGCCUGCGGACUGCCCCGCCUCUGGCUCGCGCCCGCCUUGCCUCCGUAGCUUCGGUGCGCAGCGAGUGGUACGAUGCUGGGGUGCUGGAGGACUCGGAGGCCAGCUCCCAGCGGUCCACCCUGCAGGCGCAGCCGAUGUUUGGGUCGGCAGCUACGCCCACCGGAGGUGGAGCUUGCAUGGUGGAGAGUUUCACUGUUACACCCACGCCAAGCUUUCCCGGCCGAGCCACCAUUGGAGAGGAGGUGCUGAAGCCUGAGGAGCUGACCGUGUCCUGGUCGGAGCUUGCUCUGAACAACGGGCUGGUCUCCACGCAGGCGCCCUCGCAACGAUCUUCCAGCUCCAUGCCAACGGCCCUGGGGCGUUGA